This is a messenger RNA of Salvia splendens (bonfire salvia), 1735 nucleotides long. RefSeq names its product elongation factor 1-alpha. Lineage: Eukaryota; Viridiplantae; Streptophyta; Magnoliopsida; Lamiales; Lamiaceae. The transcript has 3 exons. Gene Ontology annotation, molecular function: translation elongation factor activity; GTP binding; GTPase activity. Bases 161 to 1510 code for a protein of 449 amino acids. Gene Ontology annotation, biological process: translational elongation. The record is from RefSeq and is a predicted model, not a curated record.
GGGGUAUAACAGUCAAUCGGAUGCAAAUAUGUAGCCCUAAACCCUAGCUGGUCUCUAUAAAUUGGUUCACUCACCACAAUUCUACAUACUCUCCGCUACGCCUCUCCUUCCCAGUUUCCAUUUCGCUUACUUUUUGGAGGUUUUGUAAUCUUUUUGAAUUAUGGGCAAGGAAAAGAUUCAUAUCAGCAUUGUGGUCAUUGGCCAUGUUGACUCUGGGAAGUCGACCACCACCGGACAUCUCAUCUACAAGCUUGGAGGUAUUGAUAAGCGUGUGAUUGAGAGGUUCGAGAAGGAGGCCGCUGAGAUGAACAAAAGGUCGUUCAAGUACGCAUGGGUUCUUGACAAGCUGAAGGCCGAGCGUGAGCGUGGUAUCACCAUUGAUAUUGCCCUCUGGAAGUUUGAGACCACCAAGUACUACUGCACUGUCAUUGAUGCUCCUGGACAUCGUGAUUUCAUCAAGAACAUGAUUACGGGAACAUCCCAGGCUGAUUGUGCUGUGCUUAUCAUCGAUUCCACCACUGGUGGUUUUGAGGCUGGUAUCUCCAAGGAUGGUCAGACCCGUGAGCAUGCUCUUCUGGCUUUCACUCUUGGAGUGAAGCAAAUGAUUUGUUGCUGUAACAAGAUGGAUGCCACCACUCCCAAGUACUCCAAGGCGAGGUACGAUGAAAUCAUCAAGGAAGUCUCUUCAUACCUGAAGAAGGUUGGGUACAACCCUGAGAAGAUCCCAUUUGUUCCUAUAUCUGGAUUCGAGGGUGACAAUAUGAUUGAGAGGUCGACCAACCUUGACUGGUACAAGGGCCCAACUCUUCUCGAGGCUCUUGAUGCUGUCCAGGAGCCCAAGAGGCCCUCAGACAAGCCUCUUCGUCUCCCACUUCAGGAUGUCUACAAGAUUGGCGGUAUUGGAACUGUGCCAGUCGGAAGAGUUGAAACUGGUGUCAUCAAACCCGGUAUGGUUGUUACCUUUGGACCAACUGGUCUGACCACUGAAGUUAAGUCUGUUGAGAUGCACCAUGAGGCCCUUCAAGAAGCCCUCCCUGGAGACAAUGUUGGCUUCAACGUCAAGAACGUUGCUGUCAAGGAUCUCAAGCGUGGUUUUGUUGCAUCAAACUCCAAGGAUGACCCUGCCAAGGAGGCUGCCAACUUCACUUCACAGGUCAUCAUCAUGAACCACCCUGGGCAGAUUGGAAACGGAUAUGCCCCAGUCCUUGACUGCCACACCUCCCACAUUGCUGUUAAGUUCUCCGAGCUCCUGACCAAGAUCGACAGGCGUUCUGGUAAGGAGCUUGAGAAGGAGCCUAAGUUUUUGAAGAAUGGUGAUGCCGGUAUGGUGAAGAUGAUUCCGACCAAGCCCAUGGUGGUGGAGACCUUCUCCCAGUACCCUCCUCUUGGAAGGUUUGCCGUGAGGGACAUGCGUCAGACCGUUGCUGUUGGUGUGAUCAAGAGUGUUGAGAAGAAGGAUCCUUCAGGAGCCAAGGUGACCAAGGCUGCUGCCAAGAAGGGUGCCAAGUGAACUCUGUUUUGUCCUCGUACCAUCUCUCGUUUUAUUUUCUGCAAAAAACUCGUAUUUGAUGUCGGUCUUGAAACUUUUUGUCGUUUGAUUUCUGUCCUUUGGUUUGUGUCGUGCGAUUUUGGUUCCCAGAAUUGGGUUCUGGAUCGGCGAUGGCGUCUGUCACUGUUCACUUUGUUUUGAUUGUUUUUCUGAUAUGAGAGAUUUUGGUCUUAUUGCGUUUUAUUA